Molecule: messenger RNA, 1323 nt
Organism: Heterobasidion irregulare TC 32-1
Lineage: Eukaryota; Fungi; Basidiomycota; Agaricomycetes; Russulales; Bondarzewiaceae
Exons: 4
Coding region: 1-1323 (440 amino acids)
Source: RefSeq, a predicted model, not a curated record
AUGGACGACUUGAACGUCUUGCGAAUCGGCCUGGAAGAUGAAUUUCCUCGCGGACUUUCAAAUGCCAUUAUCGCCAGCCCAACCAUUUACGAUCUCAUUUUCGACGACUGUUCCCCCGCUGUCCUGCUUCGGUUCUCAAGGACGUGCAAAGCCGCAACUAUUGCUGUCCGUUCUUACAUACGCCGUGCGCUGAACAUUAACCGUCUUCUGUCGCGCUAUUUUGACGACCCCGUCGCGUUCCGUUCGAUCCAAGCGAGCACCGGUACUUUGAUCUCGGGUUCCACCGCGGUCCAGUUUCUUGGACGAUGGUUCUAUCCCGAUUCCGACCUUGAUUUAUAUGUACCCAUGAGACACUCUCGCAAGCUAGGGAAGUGGCUCAUGGACGCUGGAUACGUGUUCUCGCCAAAUACAGUUCAGGAUGCGGAUUUUUUUACAGAGCUGUUGAAAAUGGUAGAAUCCCACGAGCGCAACAGUUUGUCGACAUCGAAGGUUAACACGGGGAUGAUAUAUCGCAUGCCUGGAGUUGCAGCCAUCUUCAACUUUGUGAAGGCUGUCGGUCCUGGAUCACCGGAUUUUCUCAAAGUGCAAAUCAUCGCGUCGCUCAACAGUCCCGUCGCUUGCAUAUUUGAUUUUCACUGUACUUGUGUCAUGAACUUGAUCACUCACGAAAAAGCGUACGCCCUCUAUCCACGCGCCACGUUUGAAGACCGCUGCGCGCUUCUCUGUCGUUCCGAUGGCCCGACCGUUAUUUUGAAUCAAGCGUUGGACAAAUAUGCCAGGCGUGGCUGGGAAAUUCGGCGGUACAGAUCUCGCGAGCCCGGAUUCGACCCCGCCCUCCGAUCUACCUCGCGUUGGAUCGACGAUGGCCUCUCCUGGGUCGUCGACCUGGACAUGGAAGGCGUUGAGGUGCCUGCUGCGCCAUUGGACAUGCGCACGGAGGUGCCGCCGGACUCAGUCACAUACACGAACUGGCAGCUGCUAUGGAGCUGGAGCGAGCCUUACAUCUACUGCACUUUACUUCGAUCCCCGUUGCUGGACGCUACAUAUGUUGUAACGGAUGCGCUCUUGGUGAUGCUGCUGCGCGGUGCUUUCCAAGGCGUGCGAAGUGGGACAGAAGAUGUCAACAGGACCAUCCGGGACGUCUUGAAGAUUGAACAUCCCAGAGCUAUGAUCGCAUCUUGGGAAGUAUAUGUGACAGCUAUCGGAAUACCCUUCAGCACACGGAGCUUCCACCCUUCUUGUCUGCGCGGUCGCAAAGGUGGACUGAAAUCAUCGAUAUAUAGGAUGAAUUCUGUAAACAACUUAUUACGCUCACACAUGUAG